CGCGCUGAUAUAAGCCGCCGCACACGCACCACGCCGCAGUCCUAUCCGACGCGAGCGCUCCGUACGCAGACGAUUUAGUUUUAGGGCCUAUUCGGCAGCACCAACACCAUGCUACGUUCGUUGACGUUUUUCAUUCUUCUGGCAGCCGUGUCCGCGCAGAGUGGAUAUGAAUACAACAAACCUGGCCGGCCUUUUUCUCCUGGAAGCACCCCCAGCCCUUCUGGAUUCCCAGGAGGGCCGACCGGUACCUCGGGACCAGCUGGUCCUGGGCAAGGAUAUUUAGCACCUAACCAAGGAUACCCAGGCUCGACUGGGCAACCAUCGCAGCCAGGAUUCCCCGGGCGGACCCCGUCAGGACCGUCGUACCCUGGUCAAGGACCGUCAGCGCCCGGGUAUCCUGGUGGAACACCAUCCGGUCCGUCGUAUCCGGGUGGAUCACCCUCCGGGCCAUCGUAUCCUGGCCAAACACCAUCCGGUCCGUCCUACCCUGGACAAGGACCAACCACUAGCGGAACUCCGGGCCAAACAGGAACGAGUUAUUACGAUCAAGGCCAAAAUUACCCUGCGACUUCUGGAGGACCUGGAACAGGAUCAGGACAAAAUUAUCCAAUUCAAGGCAGUUCGCCUGGUGGCGGACCCGCCGGCCCCGGGCAGGGGCCGAGCUUCUUCGGACAACCCGGCGGACCCGGAGGACUGGCCCCCGGCGGCCCGGGUGACACCGGCGCCUAUGAGGGUGGUGACUACUCAGCUAUUCCUGGAGAGCCCGACAAGGACUAUCCCAUUUUAACUGAAAUCCCUAAAACAUCUUUCAAAUGUGACGCGCAACCUUAUCCUGGAUAUUAUGCUGACGUUGAAACCCGUUGCCAAGUAUUCCACAUUUGUGCCAAUAAAAUACAGUACGAUUUCCUCUGUCCCAACGGUACCAUCUUUUCUCAGGACGUGUUCGUGUGUGUCUGGUGGAAUCAGUUCGAUUGCAACUCUGCUCCUAGCCUCUACGAGAAAAACGCUAACUUGUUCGAUAACACGUCAGCUGGCUUUCGACCUGGAGGCGGCUUCCCGGGCCCCAAUGACUACCCACAAGGCAAUCUUGAUUACACUACUGGACCACAAGGACCUGGUACAGGACCACAAGGACCGGGUGCGGGUUAUCCGGGCAGCACAGGACCACAGGGACCUGGUGCAGGUUACCCGGGUAGCACAGGACCACAGGGACCUGGUGCAGGUUAUCCGGGCAGCACAGGACCACAGGGACCCGGUGCAGGUUAUCCCGGAAGCACAGGACCACAGGGACCCGGUGCUGGUUAUCCCGGUAGCACAGGACCAAAGGGACCCGGUGCAGGUUAUCCGGGCAGCGCAGGACCACAGGGACCCGGUGCAGGUUAUCCGGGAAGCACAGGGCCACAGGGACCCGGUGCAGGUUAUCCGGGAAGCACAGGACCACAGGGACCCGGUGCAGGUUAUCCCGGAAGCACACCACGCCUAGGACCGCAAGGACCGCAGGGACCGCAAGGUACUACCACAGGAUAUACUCCCACUGGAACCCAGGGUUACCCAGGAUCACAGGGCCCGUCGAACUAUCCAGGAUCAACUCCAGGAGGCAGCCAGGGCUACCCGUCUGGCAAACCUAGUGGCCCCAGCUUCCCCGGCGGCAGACCACAAUCCCCCACCGGUCCCUCGCCGACACCCAAUAGAGAAUACCUCCCGCCAGUUAAUUAUUAAUAAACUUAAGUACCACUUAAACUUAAGUAAUACUGUAUAAGACGAAGGAUGUUUCGUCAAAAUUGAAAAUUAAAUGCCAUAAAAGGUAUCUAAUGAAAGGAAACGAUUUACCAAAUUGUUAGUUAAUCCAGUGGAUGAGCGUACGAGCGAAAUUGUUGGUGCUGUCUGUUGUUAUAGGAAUAAAAAUUACGUAUUUAUUAGUGUUAAAUAAUGUUAAAUCUAGGUGUAAGUACCUGCUUUCUAUAUCUCUUAUUAUAAAUAAAUUCGCAUCAAGAAAUGAUAAUUGUAAUCAAUCAGAUAUAUAAUAUAUAACGGAAGUUACCAAAACUAGUACAAAAUAUAUUUUUUUGAUUAAUAAAGUAGAAUAUUUUAGCCAAGAUUGUAACCGUGUAAAUAAACCUAUAUGCAGUUAAUUAAAGUUAUUAUCGCAA
Pectinophora gossypiella (pink bollworm) is the source of this 2150-nucleotide messenger RNA. RefSeq names its product collagen alpha-1(I) chain-like. Bases 109 to 1719 code for a protein of 536 amino acids. The record is from RefSeq and is a predicted model, not a curated record. The transcript is spliced from 3 exons. NCBI's taxonomy places the organism in Eukaryota, Metazoa, Arthropoda, Insecta, Lepidoptera, Gelechiidae. Gene Ontology annotation, molecular function: chitin binding. Gene Ontology annotation, cellular component: extracellular region.